GCAAAAAUCCGUCUUAAAAAAAGCGGUAAACAAAACCCAAAGGGAAGCUUCGCUUAAACCCUGGUAUUGGGUUGGGUUCCCUGCACUCCAGCUUGUGGCUCGGAUUUGGGAAUCAGAAUGAAAAUCGCAGUAGAAGGUUGUAUGCAUGGCGACCUCGACAAUGUCUACAGAACCCUCCAACACUACGAAAAACUUCACAGCACCAAAAUCGACCUUCUCCUCUGCUGCGGCGACUUUCAGGCUGUGAGGAAUGAGAAGGACUUAGAGAGUUUAAAUGUGCCUCGAAAAUAUCGGGACAUGAAGACCUUCUGGAAAUACUAUUCCGGCGAGGAAGUUGCUCCGUUCCCCACAAUAUUCAUCGGUGGAAAUCACGAAGCUUCUAAUUAUUUGUGGGAACUGUAUUAUGGAGGGUGGGCAGCACCUAAUAUAUACUUCUUGGGGUUUGCUGGGGUAGUCAAGUUUGGAAACAUUCGAAUUGGUGGGCUGUCUGGAAUUUACAACCGGCACAAUUAUUGCAAAGGGCACUAUGAGAGGCCUCCUUAUAAUGAGAGUACUAUCAGGUCCAUAUAUCAUGUUCGUGAAUAUGAUGUCCACAAACUCAUGCAAGUUGAGGAACCAAUUGAUAUUUUUCUUUCACAUGAUUGGCCUGUUGGCAUCACUGAUUGUGGGGACUGGAAGAAACUUGUUCGGGACAAACCUUUUUUUGAGAAGGAGGUUCAGGAAAGAAAUCUUGGGAGUAAACCAGCUGCUCAAUUGCUAGAAAAACUGAAACCACCUUAUUGGUUUUCAGCUCAUCUACACUGCAAAUUUGCUGCUCUUGUUCAGCACGAGGAAGAUGGUUCAGUGACAAACUUUCUUGCCCUUGACAAGUGCCAACCAGGACGCAAAUUUCUGCAGGUUAUUGAAAUUGAAUCUGAGCCAGGCCCUUAUGAAAUCCAGUAUGAUGAAGAAUGGCUAGAAAUAACUCGACGAUUUAACUCUAAUUUCCCUCUCACAAAUAGAAGUGCAAAUUUUUGGAAUGUACAUCUUGACAAGCAAGAUUGUCGUCAAUGGGUCAGGAGAAAGUUACAAGCAAGAGGGGCUAGACCUUUUGAAUUCACCCAGACAGCUCCACCUUACAAUCCCUCUAACUCUGUCCCGAGUGGUACCUUUCCUGAAUACACUCGGAAUCCUCAGACAGAAUCUCUUUUGCAGUUUCUGGAACUUCCUUACCUUCUUGAUAACACGUCAGAAUCAUCACAAGUACCUAGGAGUCCUCUUCCAUUGAUCCGUACAGGUUCUCUUGAAGAUAACAGUGAAGACAUUCCCAUUGAUGAUGUAGAUGAUGUGGAUGAGUUGGAAGAACUUGCCGAAGAUGCUGUGGAUACUAAAACUGAAAAUGUUCUCACAGUUGAAGUAUAUGUAAUCGAAUUUCAUGUAUAUGCUUGGAUGGUCUAUCAGAUGGAGAAAAGACCAACAGCCUUCUUUUACACACAUGGUGUCUUCUUUGUGUGGUUAUGUUUAGCUGCUUCUGCUUCUUGUGAUGAGCUCACAUUGAGUUUCUACUCAGCUUCGUGCCCUUCUGCUGAGCUCAUGGUCAGAAACACAGUCAGUUCAGCUUCUGACAUGGACCCUACCAUCCCUGGGAAGCUCCUUCGCUUGCUCUUCCAUGAUUGCUUUGUGGAGGGUUGUGAUGCAUCUGUGCUUCUAAAAGGAACUGGGACUGAGAGAAGUGAUCCAGCAAACACAUCUCUGGGUGGCUUUUCAGUGAUUGAUUCAGCAAAAAGAUUGCUUGAAAUUUUCUGUCCAGGAACUGUUUCUUGUGCUGACAUUGUUGCUUUGGCUGCUAGAGAUGCUGUUGAAAUUGCUGGGGGACCUGUAGUUCAGAUUCCAACUGGUAGGAGAGAUGGAAAGGUUUCUGCAGCUUCAAAUGUCAGGCCUAAUAUUGUAGACACAAGUUUUACAAUGGAUGAGAUGAUUAAGCUCUUCGUAUCUAAAGGGUUGUCUUUGGAUGACCUUGUCACCCUAUCAGGAGCUCACACUAUUGGAUCAGCUCAUUGUGGUGCAUUUAGUGACAGGUUCCAACAAGACUCCAAAGGGAAACACAAACUCAUUGACACAUCCUUAGACAAUGCUUAUGCAGAGGAGCUCAUGAGACAGUGCCCUGCGGGCGCAAAUCCAUCUACGACAGUUAAAAUUGAUCCUAACACUUCGUUUGCGUUCGAUAAUCAAUACUACCAAAAUCUCUUAGCCCACAGAGGGCUAUUGCAAUCGGAUUCCGUCCUGUUAAGCGAUGACAGAACAAGGAAGCAAGUGGAGAGUUUUGCACAGGACCAAGUUAUUUUCUUUGAGAGUUGGGCUCAGUCAUUCUUGAAGCUUGCUAGCAUUGGCGUCAAGAAUGGUGAAGAAGGCGAAAUUCGAGCCUCUUGUUCAACAACUAAUGCAUGAAAGAAUGAAAAAUAGUUGCAAA
Messenger RNA from Prunus avium (sweet cherry), 2449 nucleotides. Lineage: Eukaryota; Viridiplantae; Streptophyta; Magnoliopsida; Rosales; Rosaceae. The record is from RefSeq and is a predicted model, not a curated record.